AAAAAAAUACAGAUUGUUUUUUUAAAUUCUUCAUCUCUUAUAAUUAGAAAUAAAACUGAUCGACUCGAUUUUCUGAAAAAUUCUUCAUUUUAAUAUAUUUUUCAGAAGUCAAAUGAUCAGUUCUGCAUGGCUGGUGUAAUAAAAUUUUAAAAAUAAUAUUUAAUAACCAGAUUUUGUGUUUAAGAAUCCCCAUUAGACUUAUCCAUGGCAUUGCUCUCUCAUCAUUCGUCGUCAACUAUCUCGCAUCCCUAUUAUGAGGUGGAUGAAUACGAAUCAACAUCCGAGGAGUCCUCGUCAUCGACGUUGUCCUUGACAGGAGAUCAUUUAGAUUGCAGUAUUUUAACGACAAUUAAAAGAGGAGAGAGAGUUCUUUUGCCGUGUGAAGUUUGUGGGAAAUCUUUCGACCGACCUUCUCUCCUGAAACGUCAUAUGAGAACGCACACAGGAGAGAAACCGCAUGUUUGUAUGGUGUGCAACAAGGGUUUCUCAACAUCGAGCUCGCUGAAUACGCACAAACGAAUCCAUAGCGGUGAAAAACCUCAUCAAUGUCUUGUUUGUGGUAAGAAGUUUACAGCCUCCUCCAAUCUCUAUUAUCAUCGUAUGACUCAUAUCAAGGAAAAACCACACAAAUGUUCACAAUGCUCUAAAUCUUUCCCAACACCAGGAGAUCUUAAGAGUCAUAUGUACGUGCAUAAUGGGCUAUGGCCAUUUAGGUGCCAUAUUUGUAGCCGUGGUUUCAGUAAACCAACUAAUCUUAAAAACCAUAUGUUACUACACCUUGGCAGAUGUUCGAACAAGAAGAUUGUCAAAUCCAUUUCAGACUAUUGACCAACCGAUAAUGCCUCCUCAAUAAUUUAGAAAAUCUAUUGAAAAAUCUAAAUUUCGAAAAAAUUUACAAAAAAUAGAAAUUAAAAUUAAAUCUCUCUAUUUAUAUUGCUAUUUGAAAAACUCAUGUAGAGUUUGACACGCAGUACAAUUUAACAAUUACACUUUAAUCUUGUUAUUAAUUCUUCAAUUGCUCAUUACAUUCAGGUAAAAUAGUAUGUAUGUAUUGUUAUUAUGCCAUAUGAUUCAUGUUCGUUAACUUUAUACCUUAUUUAGUUCAAUUAAUUGAAUGUUAUUUUUAUAAAAUUUCUUUAUUGCUCCUCGAAGUUAAUUAAUACUGUUUACAAAGUGUUACGUUAAUUAUUGUAGCGAAUGAAUCGUUAUAAGGUAAAUCUAUAUAGGUAUGUAAGAGAAAUCACAUGAAUUUUGAGUGAAAUGUUUCUUCUUAUAAUAUAAGAGAUUCGAGAAAUAUACAUUGAGGAAUAAUCUUAAA
Molecule: messenger RNA, 1318 nt
Organism: Apis cerana (Asiatic honeybee)
Lineage: Eukaryota; Metazoa; Arthropoda; Insecta; Hymenoptera; Apidae
Product: zinc finger protein 726
Biological process (GO): regulation of transcription by RNA polymerase II
Cellular component (GO): nucleus
Molecular function (GO): DNA-binding transcription factor activity, RNA polymerase II-specific
Source: RefSeq, a predicted model, not a curated record